Molecule: messenger RNA, 3035 nt
Organism: Lentinula edodes (shiitake mushroom)
Lineage: Eukaryota; Fungi; Basidiomycota; Agaricomycetes; Agaricales; Omphalotaceae
Exons: 7
Coding region: 159-2960 (933 amino acids)
Source: RefSeq, a predicted model, not a curated record
GAACUGAAGAGGAGGAAAUACCUCAGGCUUCGGCGGUAGACGACCCAGCAUUUCUGUUUACCCCAGAGAAGUCAGCGACGCAAAAGCUGUCGCGACAAUCUCCGGAAGAGAAAGAAGCAGAGUCAUUGAGCCAUACAAGCCCAGUACCUUCAAGUUCUAUGCCCACUAUUUCUGCGCAGGCAGAGGCGAAGAAAAAAGCAAGUUUACCGCGCCUACCACCAGUUCGUGCAGCUUCCGGGCUAUCUACAGAAAAAUCUACCUCUUUUCCGAUCCUCCCUGCACUCAAAGCGCACAAUCCGGCUCUGCAACCAAAGCUGUCUAUACAAACUAAAUUGAGGACGGAUAGUCCCGUAUCUGCAGGUGGCAUCUCCACGAAGCAACGUUUGGCGCAAGCGGCCUUACAAAUGACUACCCCUACCGAAAAGGUGGCCGAGGCAUCGCGGCCCCUGCCACCUCAGAAAGCAUCGUCUUUGAGUGGGAUGAACUUCAAAAAGAAUCGUGGACCCCCCGUAAAGGCAUCUCCAACGAUAACCACUGCAGAUCUAUUGCCAAAGAAUGUGCCGGUCUACUCUCCGCAAGAUAUGCCAUCUUCGUCUGUGCCAUCUUCGUCCAUCAGCACCGGUCGUCUAACUUCACGACAAUUUUCCCCCAAUAUUGGGAAUGAGCUUCCUCCCAGCCUUUCUCGUAAACGGACGGCAGAUUCUGGAGACCAAACUUCAUCUCAAAAGAUUGAUCAAACAGCAUCUACGAGAGUAGAUUCAAUUAUUCCUAUGGUUUCCCCGGCUACUCAAUUGUCUGAGGACAUUGAAACGGCCCAUCCUGUAGUGUCUGCCCCACUAUCACCGCCAAUGCUAAUAAGUACAAGUCUUGCACUGAAUGACGAAGCCGAGGAUUUCCUCCAGUCAGUUAUGUCUACUGCAAACAGGACUGCUAGAAUGGAAUCGCCACUUACACCCUCUAUUUCGCGGCGGACAUCUUCCACAGCGGAUUCAAUUUGGACUGGCAAAAUCAUGAUCAAUGUAGACGACAACAAUGAGGCUCAAACGAUUUCUAUAGAGGGCAUGCUCCUCCCAUCCGACCCUUCCGCCGGUCAAAUCGCACUGCAGCAAGGCGUGAUGCCGUUGAAAGUUGCCAUGUCAUACAACGACUCUAAGUUAUUAAUGAAGUCGAGAUCCUUUUACAGAUUAGAAGACUUGAAUGGCAUUGUAGCUGCUUGUAAUCCGGUACAGGAAUGGGGGUGGCUUGACGCCGAAACAGAACAAGGUGCCCGCAAUUUGGGGAAGGUGGCAGACUUCCUGUCGCACGAAAAAUUGGUCGGUUUUGUGCCUGUUAUAGUCGAGGGCAACGUCGUUGCAAUGACCUUGAUCUACCCUUCAACUCUUAAGCACGAUCGUCUUCCUCGCGUCAAGCCAUUCGGUCCAAAUCAGGUCGCACUUAUGGUUUCAUUAUAUUCCUGGAAUCUGAAAUCGGAAGAUUGUUCUCUAGAUAAAAUGCGGAAACACUUCACCACACAGCUGGACAGUGCAUGGUUGCGGAGGGAUUUCAGAUUACCGCAAGGGCUGUAUGAAGCGUACGGUGAACCUGGUAUCAAACCCUUUGAAGGACUUUCGGGCUGCAAGCCGACGGCAAAGCACGCCGUGAGGAUGCUGGAGCUUCCUGAGUUUAUACAUUCAUACUUGGUAUCUGGCGGCGAACGACCUUUCGCAUUUUGGCCUCCAGUUGAUUCAGAAGCGUUCUGCUUGUCACCUAUUCCCAGUAUAGAGAGGGAACUGCUAGUGGCGCUGUUGAAUGAGUAUCCUGCUACAAUUGACCGAGGUACCGUGGCUAAUAAGCAGGAUCUCUCUUUGAGAGUGAUCUUUGUGCAUGCCAAUUCUUUAAGAUUGGCUCCAAGCCAGGGAAAUAUCAGAGAUUUACCUAAUCUUUCGGGGUAUCGAGCAGGAAACGAUGUAAGGUUCAUUGCUUAUGGAUCUAGUGACAUUGUGAAUCCUCGUUUCCCGGACAUUAUGGAGGAGAUCUGGCAUAUAGGUAUGCGCCAACUCAUGGUGUCAAUUGCGAUAGCUGACACCGAUAUUCUAGGUGGAAUUACGACGUUCACCGCGAGCGCUCUUCUCUCCGAUCCUCUGGGGGUGAACGAACGGAUUCUACAGAUAGAGGAGCAUGAAUUCUGGGUGUGCUAUAUCCUCCCUGCUGUCAUCGGUAUGGCCGUCUCGGUUGCAUAUAGCGGUAGAGAGCACCUAAUUCAAAAGCGAAUCGCGUGCGAUGCACUUGAGCAUGGGGUCCAUCGCACUGAGGCCCAGAGUGUUAUGAUGGUUGUGGAUGAGGAUGGUGUUGAUGAAAUACCAUGCACAUGUGAUGGUUUUGCAUACGAAUGGCUUCUGGAUGCAAUAGACGAGGAGUUCGUCUCGGUGAUAGGAGCUCCGCCGUUGCAUAGUUCUGAUCCUAAUCUCGGGGGUCACGGAGCAAUUAUUCAUCCAGGCGUACCUAGGGACGGUCGACCUCGCGGAAAGGAGGAAUGGAAACAGCUUUCAGAUACACUGCAACACUCCUCAUCUUCCACUGCCUUCAAGAACACAGCUCCACCCCCUCAGGAGUUCCCUCCGUUCUCAGUGGAGGCUCAAUACAAUGAUCCAUUUGCAUCUUGGAUUUUACAGCUUUUCGACAGCGAUGUCCGCAGUCGUUCUCAAACGUUGGACUUCUGCGUUCAAGAGUUUAAGCGGAUUUGCGGUACUAUGCCACAGGAGGAGUGGGAAAAUGUGAUUAAGAAGGAAAUUACGGAGGAAUUAGGGCGCAUGCAAAUAAGCAGAGGUUUCAGGGAGGAGCUCAGACGAUUCGUCGUUGUCACUGGAAGUGAAGACAAAGAUAUUCAAACUGAUCAAGGCGGUUUCGAAUGGGUUACACCAGCAUCGUUCAAAUUUCACGACGUUACCGAUAAUGACCUGAAUGCUUUCAUUGGACUAUAAUCUUGUAUCAUUCGUACCACUAUUAUCUAGUAUUGAAGUGGUUCUUGAACCAGUAUCGAAGUUAAACCUGAUCAU